GAGACAUAGUAGGCCAGUGUGUGGAUGCUCCUUGCAGCUUGUUGCUUCAAAGCAAAACAAAGCGGUCCGUGGAUCGGCCGAUUGACUUGUUCCUGAAGACAUGAGGUCCCGUUGCUAGAGGGUAGACGCAGUCCGGCCAAGAGAGGAGACUACGGGGGGCAGGCAUGGCCGUGCGCAUCAUACGUGGACUGGAAGACCUGGUGGCGUCGGGGAGCCAGCUCGUCUGGAGCCUGGCGCACGAGACAUUGAGGACGUGGUACAGUCGUGGGCUGAUCCCAUGCAGGCGCCUCUUGGAAUCCUGGUUCAAGAUGGGAAAAUGCUACCAGAUGACCGAAGGUCGUGUGUGUCAGAUUCACCUCCUCGACGGCAGGAAGCUGGAGCUGCUGGUUCAGCCAAAGCUGUUGUCUCGGGAGCUGCUGGAUCUGGUGGCGUCUCACUUCACCCUGAAGGAGAAGGAAUACUUCGGCUUGUGCUUCAUAGACGACAUUGGCCAGAAUAACUGGCUCCAGCUGGAUCGUAAAGUGCUUGAUCAUGCCUUCUCCAAGACAUCGGGGCCACUGGAAAUCAAGUUUCUUGUGAGGUUUUAUGUUGUGAAGAUCACCCUGUUGAAAGAGAAUACGACCGUGGAGCUUUUCUACUUAAACGCUAAAUCUUUAGUGUUUAAUGAAACCAUUGAAGUGGAGAGCGAACAUGUUUUCAAGUUAGCCGCUUUCGCAUUGCAGGAGGCCAAAGGAGAUUAUUCCAGUGCUGAGACUACAGCAUCGGACCUAAAGCAGCUACCAGUUCUCCCCACCAGAGUACUGAGGGAGCAUCCAUCGCUUAACUACUGUGAGGAGAGAGUGAUUGAACAUUACAAGAAACUCAAGGGAGUGACCAGAGGACAAGCCAUCGUAAAAUAUCUGGCCCUGGUGGAAUCUCUGCCCACAUAUGGAGUUCAUUAUUACCCCGUGAAGGAUAAGCAAGGAAUACCAUGGUGGCUGGGAGUCAGCUAUAAAGGCAUCGGCCAGUACGAUUUGCAGGAUAAGUUGAAACCAAGAAAGUUGUUUCAGUGGAAGCAGUUGGAGAAUUUGUACUUCCGGGAGAAGAAAUUCGCAGUGGAAGUGAACGACCCGCACAGAAGAACAGUGACCAAACGGACUUUCGGACAAGCCGGCCUGGUUAUCCACUCCUGGUAUGCCAGCCACUCUCUGAUCAAAACCAUCUGGGCGAUGGCCAUCAGUCAGCACCAGUUCUACCUGGACAUGAAGCAAACCAAAUCCAACAUGACCACAACCAGAAGCUCGAGCGACAUCGCCGUGGACCUCACCGAGCUCAAUAUCCCGCGGAUCAGCAAACUCUCCAACGACCCGCUCAUCAUGGCCAGCAACGGCAGCCUCAUCUCCACCGGUUCUGCGGACUCUGAAGUCAGCGAGGAGCAGAAGAAGGAGAAGAUUGCCGAGUUAAAAAAGAAAGAAAAGGACCUUCAAGACAAACUGACACAGAAGCUUGAAGAACUAAAAAAGAUCUGCAUGAGGGAAGCUGAGAUCACAGGGAAGCUGCCUAAAGAGUAUCCCUUGGCAACAGGAGAGAAAGCCCCUCCAGUGCGUCGGCGCGUCGGGACGACUUUCAAGCUGGACGACCUGAACCUUUACGACAAGGACCCUCAUCUCAGAAACCUGGAGAGCAAGCGCGCCCUGCAGCAGAAGAUCGUAGAAGCGGCCGAGAGGCUGCUCAAAGAGGACGGCCUGGACAAAACAGUGAAGAGGAAAAGAAGAAACAACCACCUGGACUCCAAGAGGAAGCUGGAGGACAUCGAGAGAGAGAUUAAUAACUACAAGAUAGGAGCCAGGCUUGCUCCGAGAGGCUCGUUAAUCUCAGCAGAUGACGCUCAAUGUUCAGAGCUCAGCUCUCUUUCUGGCAGCCUCACUCUGGAUGAUGACGAUGAACUGGGUUCUCAGAGGGAGCGGUCUCGAUCGGUCCAGUAUUCCCCAAGGCCGCAUCACGCCGUGACUCUGGACAUCUUUCACAACAAAGACAGACGACCCUCCGCUAACGUUCCGCUCCCAGCAGGAAGUUCUAGGUUAAAUUAUGACCCAGUCCAGGAAUCGCUCCAUUACAGCCACAUUGAUGGUGUAUCAAGCAGCAACAGUCCACUCAGGCGGCCAUGUGAUGCCCGCAGCAUGCCUCCUACACCCCUCCUCACCCGCAACGCCUACAGCAGCACACAGCUCAGAUCGGAGGAUGCCGCUCAGCAUUUCCACCAGAGAAGUGGGAGUUUGGAGUCUCUGUCUCAGCUCAUGAUGGAGACCAAACCGCCCGUACCGUGCAUCACCGUCUCCGCCGCUCGCCGCUGCAACAGCACCGAGGUCAUCGACGACGGCUCGUCGCACACCAGCCAAUCCAGCGUGGAGUACAGCGCGCCCGGCAACCACACCCAACGGCGGCGGACGCGCGGUCGCCACAGAAACGACCUGUACGCCAACACCGGCAGCAUGCCCAACCUUGCGCAGUCGGACACCCGUUUCUACACCUACCAGCCUCAAGGGCGACCCAACACCACGGCGUAUUACGUCACCGGCUACCCCAACCACCUGGAGCCGGAGCCUUACACCAACAGAGUUUACAUGUACGAGGACGAGCUGGAGGGUCACUACAACGUCAACCCCUCCUACCACCACUACCACCACGCGCAGCAGGGUUACUACGGCCACGACGUCCACCCGCAGUACGGCUCGGACGUUACGGACUGCCUUUCGCACAACGUCUACGCCACGAUACGGCCGCCCAGGAACCGGCAGGCGCCCCGUGGCACCGAGCAAGUCAGCAGGAGCAUCCCGAAGGCCCUGGUGGUGGAGCACCUGAAGGGCUGGUACCAACGCAACGCGCCGCAGAAACAGGGAACGCAUCACUGCGACUACAACAGAGGCUCACAGCACAGCCUGAGUUACCAGACCAUGCCGGCGCCGUAUCCUCACAACCACAGGAACAUGUACUACUCCUCAGUGUCGUCAGCCUCCUCCUCCAGCGGAAACUGGCACAUGAGUAAUCGUGGAAUGUCAGAUUACGACAUGCCCAUGCAUGAGUCGUUCUCCUGCUCAUACAGCACAGCUCCCUACGGCCACCCGACCCACAGCAGAUGCCUCCCAGAAACUAGGAUGCCGGCCCCUGCGGGGCCUUUAGAGAGGUUUGCCAGUGCCACUGAAUGGGAAAAUUUACCCCAAUAAUUUUCAGUCUCAGCAGAUGAGAAAGGGUGAGAAAGAAAAAGAAUUACGGUGGCGGUGAUGUGUGGUUUCAGUCGUGCAGCAGGGACUAAAGGAGCGCUCCAAAUCACUUCCAAAGACUUCUUCUGAUUGGUUCAAGCCGGGUGUUUUUGUGGUGGCGGGAGAGCACCUGUGUGGCAGAGGGUGACCUCUGAACCUUGUGGCAUUUAAAUCUGUGCAUGUUUGUCUGUGCAUCUUUUAAUGUAAUGUGUUGUGAUACUUGACUAAUUUAAAACAGACUUUGGGAUUAACAAACCCAGAAUGAGGGAUGCACCGAUCAGAGAUACUUCCUGUGACUGAUUUUAACUUUAACGACUCUGACUGGCUGAUAACCAAUCCCAGUUUAUGUUUAAGGUGUAUAAGAAGUAAAAUAUGUUUUUCUUUUUUCUGAAUAAAUUAAAGUUUGCAUUUACUGUUUUAUAUAAAAACAAUUCCACAGUAAUGUCCUCCAGGUUAAUCUAUUAAUCUAUUGUUCUUCUUUAACUUUACUCUCAGUCACCUCCCUGAUACUGAAAUAGCUGAGUGUUCGUUCUUCUUCCACAACUUCCUCGCCGGAAUGUCUUUUUUUUUUUUUUUCACUAACACCUGCUAGCCUUUAGGCCUGGUGUCUUCACAAAUCAGCCAAUCAGGGUCAGUCGAGGGUAAAAAUAAAAUCAACCGAUUCCAGUCAUCGGCCGAUUUUUCUGUGCAUCUCUAUCCAAAAAUAUGCAACCUGUAUUGAUUUUUAUUUGUGAUCUCACCAAACGUGUCCGAAUGUUUUUUUGUGUGCGUGUUUCUUCCAGAUCCACCGUGGAUGUGAGUCACAUGGACUCCCAAAUGAACAACCAGACACACGGCACGGAGCCAGAAGAGCAGAUUUUCUGGCACGAAGGCUCCAAACCAGGAACUAUAGUCUAGUUCUGCAGGAUUCCUUCGUGUUGACGAGCCAUCAUUGUGCCUUAGACUGCACUUACUAGUUUUGGUUUUGUUUUGUUUUUUUUUGUCUAAAAUGGACUUGAAGAAUGAAGGAACUUAAUGGAACUAGGCGAAUGAAGUGCUGAGUUUCAGUUUUCUGCUGAAUGCUUUUUGCAAAGCGAUGAAAGGGUUCUCUCUCCACUGGAGCCAACUGGAACGUCAGGGUGUUAGCGAUGGUUAUCGCCUGUGCACUGAAACCGAACCUGCUGCAGACUGAACGCUUCAGGCAGAGGGUGAUUCCAGACUAAACUUUGACAGUGUUUGCCUUCAGAGAUGCCACCUUCACACACACUCACACCGUCUCUGCUAAAAAAAAAAGUAAAGGAACCUGAGCGAAGACGAACAACUUCAACAACUGACCUGUUUUGUUUUGUUAUUGAACACUGGAACCAUGAAGGAGGAGCCAAACAUCAACAUGAAGGAUUGAACUCAUUAAAAUGAGUUAUAAAAAAACAAUAUUUUACACAGUUUAUAACCCCAAUGAUUCAAACAACCAGCCCACUUCCUUUAGUCUUUCAAUUGAUCACUGAAAAAAAAAAUAUGUGAGCCAAAUCUUUAUUUGUAGCACCAUGUGAGUAUUACAGGUCACCAGUUUGAGAUUACUGCCACUUCCUGUUUUGUGUUUGUUACUUGGUUUAUUUGAUCCAUGCUGGAAAUCAUGGGCCGGUGCUCAUCCGUUCUCUCUAGAGAAUGGACCUGUAUGUAAGUGUUGUUAUUGUAAAUACACUGGUUCUCUCCUUUUUUUUUUUAAAUGCAUUUUUUUAUAUAUUUGGGGGGGAAAGCACAUGUAAUAUAUAGUGAACGAUAAUUGUUAAGCUGGUUCUUAGUUAUUUGUAUAAUUGUGCGUUUGUUUGCAAUAAAAAAAAAAAAAAGUA
This is a messenger RNA of Xiphophorus maculatus (southern platyfish), 5068 nucleotides long. RefSeq names its product FERM domain-containing protein 4B-like (gene frmd4ba). The transcript has 23 exons. The coding region runs from base 165 to 3203 and encodes 1012 amino acids. Lineage: Eukaryota; Metazoa; Chordata; Actinopteri; Cyprinodontiformes; Poeciliidae. Gene Ontology annotation, biological process: establishment of epithelial cell polarity. The record is from RefSeq and is a predicted model, not a curated record. Gene Ontology annotation, cellular component: bicellular tight junction; cytoskeleton; adherens junction.